Messenger RNA from Mangifera indica (mango), 384 nucleotides. RefSeq names its product glutathione S-transferase U7-like. The transcript is spliced from 2 exons. Bases 1 to 384 code for a protein of 127 amino acids. Gene Ontology annotation, cellular component: cytoplasm. Gene Ontology annotation, molecular function: glutathione transferase activity. NCBI's taxonomy places the organism in Eukaryota, Viridiplantae, Streptophyta, Magnoliopsida, Sapindales, Anacardiaceae. The record is from RefSeq and is a predicted model, not a curated record. Gene Ontology annotation, biological process: glutathione metabolic process.
AUGGGUAGUUUAAAUGGUUAUAGUGAUAGUACUCCAAACUCUUUAAAGAUCGAAAAUGGCUUAAGAAGUGAAGUUGAUAGGCAUAUUCUAUCAGAGAACACAAAUAGCUCUGUAACGAAAUGGGAUUCAAUUUGUAUAUAUGAUGGAAAGUUCAUUUCAGAAUCACUAGCCAUUCUAGAAUACAUCGAUGAGACCUGGAAACAUAAUCCUAUCAUGCCUGAAGAUCCUUAUGACAUAGCCAUUGCUCGCUUUUGGGUUAAAUCCGUUGAUAAGAAGCAGUUAAUAAAAAUCAUUUGCUUGUUGAUUGAAGCUGCCAUGGAAAGUGUCUUGAGGUUUUUACAAGCAAAGAGAAUGGGCAGGAGAAGGCGAUUGAUGAAGGUAUAA